AUGACGGAGUUACAAGCUUUUGAUAUGAACCAGCCGCUCGGCUUUCAGCUCCCUGAUAAGUCGAUUUAUCAAAUGGGAUUCAACCCAACGGCAUCUCAGCCUCCUGUUGCUAGUUAUGUUCACGAAACGAAUCCACUUACGAAUCCCCUUCAAAUUCUGGAUCUUUUAAAUCCGCAUCAACCAAGUGGAACUACGGAUAAAAAGCAAAAACUUCUCUCUGGAUUGCUGUCACCUCACUUUGAAAAACAAUUGGAAAUUGAGAGAAAAAUCGAUGAUUUAUCUGAUGUUCUUAAUCAAUUCAUCAAGACUCAGCAAGACUUUAAUAAAAUUCUCCUGGAAAAAGUUUUGAAACCUCAAGAAACACAUUCCUCUCCAAUAACGGUAUUAGAAGAUAACCCAAUGGAUGAGCAAGAGGCCCCACAUAUAGAAGAAGUUGAUAAUAUCAUUGAGGAAGAAAUACAAGCAGAACCUAUACAGCAAACAAUCAAUAAUCCCCUGCCAAUUUAUCCAGUUCCAAUCAGUCACGAUGUGUCAACUCAUUCUCCAAUUCGAAAUCGUUCGGUUUCACCGGAAAAGAUGGAAACUGGAGGAAUGUCGGUUAGAGACUUUCUGAAAACUACAAUGACAGUUCAAAAAGCGGAUGAUAAGAUUCUGGAGGAAGAGUUGGAAAGAGAACGGGAUGAAGCAGCACAAUCCAUCAGAUACAAUAAAUUUAGAGUUCGAAACCGUCCCAAGAAAUAUAAAAGAAGUGCUGUGACAUUCACAACUAAAACAAGAGAUCUGGCAUCACAAGCUACAGUGUCUGCAGAACCUUCAGAACCUCAAGCAUCAUCCUCCAGCGCGCCAGAGUCGAACCAAAUGAUAGAGCAAUUAGAGCAAACGAAUACAGUUGAAAUUGAGGAUAAUAUAUUCCAGCCAAUUUUGAUACCGUGUGUACAAAGACCCCCAGAGCUCCUCAUGCAACCUGUGUUUCCAACAACGUCUUCUUAUGUGCUGAACUCCGCUCUCGAUCCUUCUAAUCACGCGACACAGAACAGUUUAGCUGCGUUGACAGAUUCAAAGUUCCAACCGGACCCAACCAAUCUAUGGAAGACUAACAAUGCUACUCAAUUAUUGGUUGAUGCCCCUCUACUCUCUGAAGAGCUACGAUUCUCCGAACACUCUCAUCAUAGCAGUUUUCUACCCUUUGUUCACGAGCCCGCUCAUCGGUCGGCUUUCGUACCUACGGUACCUCAGCAAUACAAUAAAGAUCGACGAAUUCAUCAGCAUAUGGACACAUCACUGACCGAUUCUCUACGGAAUUUGUAA
Molecule: messenger RNA, 1308 nt
Organism: Caenorhabditis briggsae
Lineage: Eukaryota; Metazoa; Nematoda; Chromadorea; Rhabditida; Rhabditidae
Exons: 11
Coding region: 1-1308 (435 amino acids)
Source: RefSeq, a predicted model, not a curated record